This is a messenger RNA of Suillus subalutaceus, 510 nucleotides long. RefSeq lists its product as uncharacterized. Lineage: Eukaryota; Fungi; Basidiomycota; Agaricomycetes; Boletales; Suillaceae. The record is from RefSeq and is a predicted model, not a curated record. The transcript has a single exon. Bases 1 to 510 code for a protein of 169 amino acids.
AUGCAACUGGAGCCAGGGCAAGACCAGGUUCAGAAAUACAAACCCCUGCUUCGAGAGCAACUCAAAAUCAGCACUGCCGUCGGCGAUCCAAAUGCCCGAGGUCAGCGAAACGAGUCCCUCGCUUGGUUCUGGUCAGUCGAAGUCGAACCUUGGGGGUCCCAGAUCACUCGUGGAAUGAGGAAUGUGAGUUCGGGCAUGCUUGAUGUGUCCCGCGCUCAGCUGACGGAGUCAUCCGAAGUUUACCGAGUUCAUUGGCUCCGGGCAAAGGCACUACGGGAUCGAUGGAAGGAAGAAAUGAUGUUGGUCCAAUUGGAGAUGGAUUGGACAUGUAACUUUUUCUUGUGGAAAGCAACCCAAUGGGGUGACAGGAUGCGGGAAUCAUUGGUGAAACACCUUCCAGGUCAUGCAUGCUACUCGGGAAGGCAAUCCCAAAUGUAUUCAUUGCUGGCACAGGAUGCCCAGGGCAGCAUUUCAAGACCUGAAGACCGGGUUUAUAGAUGCUCAAGAUGA